UCCGCUUCACACAAAAAUGGCAGCAGACUGAGUAAUGGCAUUACUGCAGAGUGUCGCCGCUAUUCCCACUCAAAAUAAGACUCUUACACUCGUGGACAUUUUAAUCACAAGGGCACAGAAGCCAUCAGAUUCAGAGGGUCCAGAUUCCUCUGAGUGAUGGCUGAUUCAGACACUUCAUCCUCAUCUGACCCCCAGCCAAACAAACCCAACAAUCCUGUACCAUUGUCCUUCCCUUUUCUAAGAGGGGGUAGUCACGUCUGGGAGAGGAAACCGAAACCCGGGGAGCCACCAAGUCCACUUCCCACCAAGCGCAACCGCUCUUACUCUGCUACUGUGAGGUCCAGGUCUGGAACUGUGUUCAAAGGUAUCUGCAAAAACUUCUCCAGGUCCCAGGGACAUGGGUUCAUUCGUCCUAUUCAUGGAGGGGAGGACAUAUUUGUUCACAUAUCAGACAUUGAGGGUGAGUAUGUACCAGUGGAGGGGGAUGAGGUGACCUACAAAGUAUGCCCGGUUCCUCCAAAAAAUCUGAAGGUCCAGGCUGUAGAAGUGGUCAUCACCAACCUGACACCUGGAACAAAGCAUGAGACCUGGUCUGGACAAGUGAUUAGUUCCUAGCUCAGAUUUUCACUCCUUCCAGAAUGAAGAACAAAUGUUCAGACAGGAAGGCGUCUGACAGGAUAAGGAACACAAGGUAUCAAACAAUAUUCACAAGGAACUGUACUUAUAAAGCUUGAAGCUUGAAAUGCUGUUGUGUGUUAGUAGAAUAAGGCUGGAAUGGGAAUUUUUGCUGUAAUUAUUAUUAUUUUUGGGGCGGGAGGGUUGAGAAUUGUAUGGUAGGAGGAUAUGUUGACAUGAGGUUUGUUACUGGGGUCAGUUUUUCAAUCUUUUAAAAAUGCAGUGGUAUUUACUCCAUCUGGUUAGCAUUAUCUGUGUCUGUAUUUAUGUUAUCAUUUAUUUGUUUGGGAUUUUUUUUAGUUUUAGUGAAAAUGGAAUGAUAACGUAAUGAGUAGCACUUUGAAUACAACCGACAGAAAAAUUAAGUAUGUUAAAUAACCAUUCUAAUUACACAACAGUAAUUAUGAAACAAUAGUGAAGAUUAAUUUGUGUCAAAGUAUAUUUUAAUGACAUUGCAUCUAAUAAUAUGCAGUUGUUUUUGUUAAGAACAUUAUAAAAGCUCUUAAACCUCUUUUGUGUUAUGAUGGGAUGAUUGUUAGUGAGUAGUUGUUUUUUAAAGUUGCCAUAUCAUACACUGCCUUUACAUAUUUAACAAUUGUAUGCCAUAUAAAAAAACAUUAAAUGUCACUUAACUUGACUUUUACUUGAAUAAAAAACUGUGUGAUCAUUACAAGACGAAUAAAGAAAAUCAAUGUAU
Molecule: messenger RNA, 1372 nt
Organism: Trichomycterus rosablanca
Lineage: Eukaryota; Metazoa; Chordata; Actinopteri; Siluriformes; Trichomycteridae
Gene: csdc2a
Product: cold shock domain containing C2, RNA binding a
Exons: 4
Coding region: 157-615 (152 amino acids)
Biological process (GO): regulation of mRNA stability
Cellular component (GO): cytoplasm
Molecular function (GO): mRNA 3'-UTR binding
Source: RefSeq, a predicted model, not a curated record